CAUCGCCUCCCACUCCGCCACGCUCGCUCGUCGCGCCUUCCACGCCUCGCCUCUCGCCGCCUUCGUUGCCACGCCCGUGUACAAGAUGGGCUCCGACGCCUCCAAGAACCAGCCCGCGGGCAACUUCCCGAAGGGAAAGAGCGAGAGCGAAUGGAGGACUGUGCUGAACCCGGAGCAGUUCCGCAUCCUGCGUGAGAAGGGCACCGAGAUGGCCGGCUCCUCCAAGCUCGACUCGCACUAUCCCAAGCAGGGCACUUACAAUUGCGCUGGCUGUGACACGCCCCUCUACACGGCCGAGACCAAGUUCAAGUCCGGCUGUGGCUGGCCGGCCUUCUACGCCGAGAUUCCGGGCUCGAUCGACCGGCACGUCGACCGGUCUUGGGGCAUGGAGCGCACCGAGAUCACCUGCAAGUCGUGCGGCUGCCACCUCGGCCACGUCUUCAAGGGCGAGCGCUUCAACAACCCCGUCGACGAGCGGCAUUGCGUCAACGGCAUCUCGCUGCGCUUCGCCGACGAGCAGUAGGG
Molecule: messenger RNA, 525 nt
Organism: Tilletiopsis washingtonensis
Lineage: Eukaryota; Fungi; Basidiomycota; Exobasidiomycetes; Entylomatales
Product: methionine sulfoxide reductase B
Exons: 6
Coding region: 86-523 (145 amino acids)
Biological process (GO): protein repair; response to oxidative stress
Molecular function (GO): peptide-methionine (R)-S-oxide reductase activity
Source: RefSeq, a predicted model, not a curated record